This is a messenger RNA of Scedosporium apiospermum, 1017 nucleotides long. RefSeq names its product Oxidation resistance protein 1. The transcript is spliced from 2 exons. The coding region runs from base 1 to 1017 and encodes 338 amino acids. Gene Ontology annotation, biological process: response to oxidative stress. Gene Ontology annotation, cellular component: nucleus. The record is from RefSeq and is a predicted model, not a curated record. Lineage: Eukaryota; Fungi; Ascomycota; Sordariomycetes; Microascales; Microascaceae.
AUGCCCGAAGAAACUGGCCCUCCUCAGUCUCCCCAGAACGGCAAGGUUGACGGCAGCCCGACCUCUCCGCAGAGCGACAAGUUCGAAGAGUGCCCAGCCUCUCCCCGACUCCCCCACCGUGCGUCCCUGUCCUCCUCCCUCUCCAACAUGUGGUCGGGACUCGUGCGAUCCUUCUCCUCCGCCGACGGCAGGACGUUGCCCUCCCAGUCGUCCGGAUCCCUGGCCGCCCAUACGUCGGCGGAUUCGUCGUCCUCCUCGUAUGAGCUGCCGCCGCUGGAGCCCGUGAGGUUGGAGGGGUAUACGUGGGCGUCGAAGCCGGGAUUGAGACUGAUGAGGAGCGAUCUUGCCGAGGAGAUUAGGCUGCUGAUUCCGGAGCGAUUGAAGCUAGCGGAUGAGUGGCAGCUGAUCUACAGCUUAGUGCAGGAUGGUGCGAGCUUGGGGACGUUGUACACUCGUGCGAAGAAGUUCAAGGGGCAGAGGGUUGGAUUCGUGCUCGUCCUUCGGGACACUCUUGGAGGGACCUUUGGCGCCUAUCUCUCGGAAUAUCCGCACCCAGCGCCCACCUACUUCGGAAACGGCGAAUGCUUCCUCUGGAAAUCCACCCUCAUAAAGGAUCCACUCCCCGACUCCUCUGCAGGCCCGACGCCUUCCACAGAUGGAGAGAGCACAACCUCUCCAUCCGAAACACCUUCCAACACCGCACAAGAUCUAUCCUCUUCCGGUGCUAACGGCACCGCCAAUGGCCCCUCUGCUAGUCCCCCAGAUGCGCCCCCAACCCCGACAACCCAUAUACGCUUCAACGCGUUUCCGUACACUGGCCUCAACGAUUUCUUCAUGAAUUGCGAAGCGAGCUUCUUCUCCAUCGGCGCCGGCUAUGGCCAUUACGGCCUCUGGGUCGACAGCAGCAUCGAACACGGGCAUACCGCCAAAUGCGAGACGUUUGGAAACGAGCCCCUGAGCCUACAAGGCGAGAAAUUCUACAUCAUCAACGCGGAAUUGUGGGCUAUUGGAGGAUGA